CCAACACCCCCCGCCCCCCACCACACGCGCCCGCCCGCGCCCCGCACGCUAGCCCACGACCGAGCGGCGGCACCAGCAGCAGGCUGCAGGCUGCGGGCUGCGGCGACCGCACCGGCGCGCUCCUGGCCGCGCUCGCCAUCCCAGGUGACUAGGACUCGCCAGCUCGGCCGGCUCGGCGGGGCCCCAGCCCCAGCCCCCGCUCGCGCCCCCGGCCCGGGCCCGGCACCUCCCGGCCCUCGUGCCCUCCCCCGCCUCCCCGCCUCCUCCCCGGCCACCCCAGCUCGCGGGAAGGGAGGUCGCGGCAGCGGCCCGGCGGCACCGGCGAUCGUGGCGACAGCGGCGACAGUGGCGGCGGCGGCGGCGGCGGCGGCGGCGGCAGCGGCGGCGGCGGCAGCGGAGGCUGCGGCGGCGACCGUGGCAGAGGCGGUGGCGGAGGCCUCCGUGGCGGAGGCGGAAGCCGAGGUGGAGGCUGAGGUGGAGGCUGAGGCCUCAGUAGAGGAGGCGGCGGCCACCCUGGGGGAGGCGGCGGCCGCCCUGGCGGAGGAGGAGGCGGAGGCCGCCCGGGUGGCGGCGGCGGAGGCCAGCGCGGCCGAAGCCGCCGCCGCAGCAGCGGAGGCUGCGGCGCCCCCCCUGGGAGAGGCGGAUGCGGAUGCGGACGAGGAGGUGGCGGCGGCCGUGGCGGCGGCGGCUGCUGCGGCGGCGGCCGCUGUCGUGGAUGCAGAUGCGAAUGCCGAGCCGGGCGGGGGUCCCGAGGGGAACCCAGACUUUCCCAUGGCCUCGCUGUACGUGGGCGACCUGCACCCCGAAGUGACUGAGGCAAUGCUCUACGAGAAGUUCAGCCCAGCCGGGCCCAUCCUCUCCAUCCGCAUCUGCAGGGACAAGAUCACCCGCCGCUCCCUGGGCUACGCAUAUGUCAACUACCAGCAACCGGUGGACGCAAAGCGGGCCCUCGAGACCCUGAAUUUCGAUGUGAUCAAGGGCAGGCCGGUUCGCAUCAUGUGGUCCCAGAGGGACCCCUCGCUCCGCAAAAGCGGGGUGGGCAACGUCUUCAUCAAGAACCUGGGCAAGACCAUCGACAACAAGGCGCUGUACAACAUUUUCUCAGCCUUUGGCAACAUCCUGUCCUGCAAAGUGGCCUGCGACGAAAAGGGGCCCAAGGGCUAUGGGUUCGUGCACUUCCAGAAGCAGGAGUCAGCCGAGAGGGCCAUAGAUGCGAUGAAUGGCAUGUUCCUCAAUUACCGCAAAAUCUUCGUGGGCAGAUUCAAGUCCCAUAAGGAGCGAGAGGCUGAAAGGGGAGCCUGGGCCAGGCAGUCUACCAGUGCUGACGUCAAGGAUUUCGAGGAAGACACCGACGAGGAGGCCACCUUGCGAUGAACACAUCCAGGAGCAUCCAGCCAGCAGAGCCAAAUCUUGGCUUCCACCCGGUUUACAGACCCCCGCACCUCCCCAGCCCCACCCCCCCCAGCCCAACCCACCAGCAG
Messenger RNA from Ochotona princeps (American pika), 1481 nucleotides. RefSeq names its product poly(A) binding protein cytoplasmic 1 like 2B (gene PABPC1L2B). The record is from RefSeq and is a predicted model, not a curated record. Gene Ontology annotation, molecular function: mRNA 3'-UTR binding; poly(A) binding; poly(U) RNA binding. Bases 772 to 1374 code for a protein of 200 amino acids. Gene Ontology annotation, cellular component: nucleus; cytosol; cytoplasmic stress granule. NCBI's taxonomy places the organism in Eukaryota, Metazoa, Chordata, Mammalia, Lagomorpha, Ochotonidae. The transcript has a single exon.